CUCACACCCAUCCUUUUCAUUUGUCUUACUCUUCACACCAGCCCCGUUUCUCGCCGGCCGUCUCUCUCCCGUUCAGUGCCACCGGCGCCCGCGCCGUCUCUCCCCGCUCGUGCCGCCGCCGUAUUCUACUUGCAGUUAUUACCAGCCUUCCAUACUGUUAACGGCAGUGAAGCAUUGGGUGAGAUGGAGAACAACAAUGUUUUGGCAUCUGUGUACGCCACGGUUUUUAAGGAAUCGGAGAAUCUCGAAGGGAAAAGAAUCAAAAUCGAGGGAUAUGACUUCAAUCAAGGAGUAAAUUACUCGAAGCUUAUAAGGUCCAUGGUCUCCACUGGUUUCCAAGCCUCGAAUUUGGGAGAUGCAAUAGAAGUCGUCAAUCAAAUGUUAGAUUGGAGGCUUGCUGAUGAGAGUAUAACAGAAGAUUGUUCCGAGGAGGAGAAGGAUCCAAUCUUUCGGGAGUCGACGAGGUGCAAAGUUUUUCUUGGUUUCACCUCUAAUCUUAUUUCUUCUGGUGUUCGAGACACGAUUCGUUAUCUUGUUGAACAUCAUAUGGUUGAUGUGAUUGUCACUACAACUGGUGGUAUUGAAGAAGAUCUUAUAAAAUGCCUCGCUCCCACAUAUAAAGGCGACUUUUCUCUUUCGGGAGCAGUUCUUCGAUCAAAAGGGUUGAAUCGCAUCGGUAAUUUAUUGGUUCCUAAUGAUAACUAUUGCAAAUUUGAGGACUGGAUUAUCCCAAUUUUGGAUCAGAUGUUGAAGGAACAACUUGAAGAGAAUGUAAUAUGGACACCGUCCAAGGUAACCCGACGUUUGGGAAGAGAAAUAAACGACAAGAGUUCGUAUCUUUAUUGGGCUUAUAAGAACAAUAUUCCAGUCUUCUGUCCAGGAUUAACUGAUGGUUCAUUGGGAGACAUGUUGUAUUUCCACUCGUUUCGUAAUCCUGGAUUGAUUAUCGACGUCAUUCAAGAUAUUAGUGCCAUGAAUGGUGAAGCUGUCCAUGCCAGUCCGAGGAAGACUGGAAUGAUAAUUCUUGGUGGAGGACUCCCUAAGCAUCAUAUUUGCAAUGCCAACAUGAUGCGUAAUGGUGCAGACUAUGCCGUCUUCAUCAACACCGCUCAAGAGUUCGAUGGAAGUGACUCUGGAGCCCGCCCCGAUGAGGCUGUCUCUUGGGGCAAAAUUCGUGGUUCGGCCAAGACUGUCAAGGUACAUUGUGACGCCACAAUCGCUUUCCCAUUACUCGUCGCAGAAACAUUUGCCUCGCGAAGAGAAAAGGAAAUGCUGGCGUCUCGGGGCGCUAACUCACGGUACGAAUGUUGAUAUGUUGAUCCUUAAAUUGGCUUAUGAUGUGCUGUGAACUCUGUGGGCUUACAUUGAGUUAAGUUAUUGAAACUUUGGGGAGACUCUAGUCCAGGAACACCACCUUCCCCCAUGAGAAUGUUCACCACAUCCCAUGUUAGAAUGAGCUGCCCUAAAUCUGUGUGCUCAAAGCACAUUGGUUGAUCAAUAUUUGUGAGAUUGGCAGACCUUGGAAAUUAUUAAUAAUUUAUUUAAAAAAA
This is a messenger RNA of Cucurbita pepo subsp. pepo (vegetable marrow), 1550 nucleotides long. Its product is annotated as deoxyhypusine synthase. Gene Ontology annotation, biological process: peptidyl-hypusine biosynthetic process. Lineage: Eukaryota; Viridiplantae; Streptophyta; Magnoliopsida; Cucurbitales; Cucurbitaceae. Gene Ontology annotation, cellular component: cytoplasm. Gene Ontology annotation, molecular function: deoxyhypusine synthase activity. The record is from RefSeq and is a predicted model, not a curated record.